Paramecium sonneborni is the source of this 718-nucleotide messenger RNA. NCBI's taxonomy places the organism in Eukaryota, Ciliophora, Oligohymenophorea, Peniculida, Parameciidae. The record is from the annotation of a GenBank genome assembly.
AUGUUUAAAUUAAAUCCUAAAAAAGUACUUAUCAAAACUCCUACCAUUUAUGAUUAUCAGGCUAAUCUACCAGUUGAAGUAAAUAAACCUAUUUAAUCUAGACUAGAAAAGCUAUUGUUUUACAUGUCAUGAAUAAACAUCCUCAACUUAAAAUCAAAGGAGGUAAUACUAUGACUAAUCCUUACAAAAUUCCUUAUGAAUUGGCAAUUGCAGAUUAAAUAGAACAAAUGGAAAAAUAUAAAAAUUCUAUUCUCUGGUCUCCAAGGAUGACACCUAAAAAAUUCACUUUUGCUUUUAUCUAUCCAAUGGGAUUUGCACUUGUUUUACUUUGGUAUAUUCAUAAUGUUGCCAUCCCAAGAAGAAUGGUUGAAAUGAAAAGAAAAUAUGGAUAUGUCUAUCCAGAAUUAGAAUCAAAAGGAUGGCUAGAUGGAUGGUGGGAUUAUGAAUAAGAAGAAACAGAAUAAAUUUUUGAUAUUAUCAACAUGGAAUUCAAAAAAACAGAAGAUAAAGUCAAAAACAAAUAAUAUACUGAUUUUACCAUUUCUGAUCUUCAAAAUUUUGGCAACAAACCCACUUAUGACAAUUCUAAAUAGACUUCUAAUCUUACAUAAUCUGGAAAAUAAAUUAUGUAAGUUAAAGAAAAAUAAAAAAUCCAAUCCUAAUUUGAAAAGAUCUUUGAGCUACAAACAAAAACAUCAUCAUAAUGAUUCUAUCCUCC